GUCGCACAGCGAUGCAGCGUCUCCAGGGCCCCUGCUGACUUUGCUGGGAAGGGAAGUCCACCUGCAGACGGCAGGUGGUCACACUGGCACCUCCCUGCGCCCCACAGCCUGCGGCCUCUGGUCUCAUGUGUCCACCGGCUUCUUCUCCCACGGAGGGUGCGGCCAGGGCCGUGGGGGCCACAGCGAAUUCCGAGGCCUCCUGCUCCGGGUCCCAGAGAUGCCACGCCGGGCGCUGGGGAGGGCUCCUGGCCGCGCUCACGCUCUCUCCUCUGCCGCCCUCUCCUGGCCCAGGGAGGCGAGGCCCCGGGGGCGCGGGCAGGAGGGAUGCAUCUGCUGGGUUCUCUGUGCCAUCGGCCGGUGUGGCAGGGACAGAGCAGCAAACUGUAAAAGACGACGUGACUUCGGCGUCCGAGCUAGGGAAUCCGAGGCUGUGGGGGGAGCAGGGCACCCGUGCAGGGCUGACGGAAGGUUCUGGAGCUUCCGGGACAGGCGGGGCCAGGAGAGACAAUGAGGAGGGUGUUGCCACCAGACUCAGUGCGCUGCUGUGGAGGAGCCCAGCCCACAGGCCCAUGGCCAAGGGUCAGGACUGCUCUGGGCGUCGCUGCGCCUGACGUGACCGGUUACAGCCCUGGGCGCCGCCCCCUUGGCGGCCUCCAGGACGUGCACCACCAGGUUCCAGGCCCGGUGACUGCGGCAGGUGGCGUGAGAGGCACGAGUCUGCCGCGGUCAUCCAGCAGUACCUGCAGAGCGCACGCACCCCAGCCCCGCCCAGGCCGUGAUGCUGUCACCGGGACGCCCACACUGGCCUGGAUCACGUGGGGGCAGCACAGGCGUCUGCGUGGACGGCAUCCAGUUCUCGCUGCAGCAGCGUGACUCACGGGCCAACGAGGUCCCUUUCUUAGGAACCAGGGAAGUGGCCCAAGAGAAGGGCUCUGUACAGAGACGCGGGGCCGGGGCCGGGCCUGCACAGGACGUCCCCUCCACGGUGGCCGGGAGGCUGCCACGCUCCUGGGGCAGGUCCCCACCCGGCUCCGCGGCCAGCGGCGGGGGCCUCCCCUCCCUGCGUCGACCACAGUGGUGGCCUGUGGGGCAGCAGGUGUCCCCUGGGCAACAGGGAUGUGCAUCGUGUGAGCGGGCCUGAGAAGAGCGCGGACGCCAGCGAGGACCGGGCCGACGUCUGCCUUCCUCUGCGUCUCACACGGCAAGAAUGAGGCAUUUCUGCUCCUUUCUGGUGUGGACUGUGGGGUGUCCUGCAUGGCUAGUCCUGUGGGUUGGGCAGCGCGGUGGGGAAGGGCUGUGAGCGACCAGGACCCAGCGGCCCCGUGGGUGAGCUUGUGAACAAACCCCCGUACGUGUGCCCGAGGACGCACCAGGAGGAGCGGGGAUAGCCACCUUGUUUCUCGCUGACCUGGCGUUGGGGCCGUGGGAAGGGCUUCCAUGGGCCACGGGCGCCCACAGGGACGCAGGAGGGCCGGGGUGCCCCAGCAGACGCACUUCGGACGCGACUCAGCCCUUGCCACCCGAUCCCUUUGCAGCCUGUUCACGCGGAGCCUGGACCAAGCCCGGGACAGCGGGCCCUGUGCCUCAGUUGCCCCAUCCACCCGGAGCUACCUGGCCACAGCUCUGGGUGACACUCCCGGUGAAACCACGGUGAUCCCCGAUGACCUACUGUUUCCUGAGCACGCAAGCAAAUGGACUCUGAGUCAUGCCGGGGUCACCAUGCCCUCGGCAGGUGCCGGCCGCGCUCCCACCCUCCGCGGACAAGCCCACGGCCAGGCCUCGUCGUGGUGCGGGAAAGCUCCGGGGUUGGUCUGCGACUCGGCCUCUGCGCCCGGAGGAGCCCAGGCCCCUGAGGUACGACGGAGCCCGUGUGUAACGUUACGUGAAACUCCCGCGUGUGGCACCGCGCAGCACGCCACGCCUCACCCACUAAGGUGUUACCAGGAAUCGUUGACUGGACUUAAACCCCAUAAAGUUCACAGUCCAAAGAGGACGUUCACGCACCUAACUUAGUCCAAACAUCCUUAAAAGUCUUCAGUAACCGAACAAAGUGUCAUUAAGAUUUUAAAAUCUAACUUGAUUAAACUUAAAAUUUUAAA
Canis lupus familiaris (dog) is the source of this 2099-nucleotide messenger RNA. RefSeq lists its product as uncharacterized. The transcript is spliced from 5 exons. The record is from RefSeq and is a predicted model, not a curated record. The coding region runs from base 1438 to 2013 and encodes 191 amino acids. NCBI's taxonomy places the organism in Eukaryota, Metazoa, Chordata, Mammalia, Carnivora, Canidae.